Messenger RNA from Schizosaccharomyces japonicus yFS275, 2367 nucleotides. RefSeq names its product ubiquitin carboxy terminal hydrolase Ubp3. The transcript is spliced from 2 exons. Gene Ontology annotation, biological process: protein deubiquitination; ubiquitin-dependent protein catabolic process. Bases 101 to 1675 code for a protein of 524 amino acids. NCBI's taxonomy places the organism in Eukaryota, Fungi, Ascomycota, Schizosaccharomycetes, Schizosaccharomycetales, Schizosaccharomycetaceae. The record is from RefSeq and is a predicted model, not a curated record. Gene Ontology annotation, molecular function: cysteine-type deubiquitinase activity; deubiquitinase activity.
UAGCCUUAACCUUAAUGCAGAUCACUACGGCCGGAUCUGCCGAGCACCACGUACCAUCUACCAAUACCAACCGUUUCCAAAAAAUAAAAACGCAUUUUACAUGCGAACAACACACUCUGAAUCGGACCAGGCGGCAUUAGAACAGCCCUUGUUGGGGAAGGAAUUUAUAGUUAACUCUCUGUUGCCAUGGUAUUCCUGUCCUGAAGAGCAUUUUCCGCAGCGUAGACGCGUCCGAAGACGUGAGAGGGAAAAAUGUGUGUCCACUGCAGGAAAGACUGCAGAUGUGUCCGUGGAGCAGGAAAAAUCAGGUGAAAAUGUGAAUGAAAAUAUUUCGGAUGCCUCUGAAGAUGGAAUACACGCGGACGUUACUACGUCUUCUGAGACGCAACCUGCAAAGUCCAAGUCUUGGUCUGCCGUAGCGAAAGCUCAUGCUCCUUCUCCCAGCAGUACACAUUCGUCUCCUCGCUUGCACCGUGCUGCAGAAGUGCAGCUGCAGGUGCAACCCACGCAGACGGCACUCACAGACUUCAUGAAGCAAUUUGUUCCGUGCAUUGUGAAGAAAACCAACAUACAGCCCCGUGGUUUCGUAAACACCAGCAACAUGUGCUUCAUGAACUCAAUCUUCCAGGCUCUUUUAUACUGUGUGCCGUUUUACGUGCUUAUGCGUAAUCUUGGGAAAAAGCUUCCCCGAUUGUUCAGAGACAAGGGCUCUCUUCUUGGUUCAGUGAUUACGUUGACCCAGGAGUUUCGCGAGAAUUGGCAGCCUGGAGAGGAGGAGGGUGAUGCGUACAUUCCCGAAGUAGUGUACCGGGUGAUGAAAAACAAUCCGCGGUUUGAUCUUGUGCAGACCGGUGAGCAGGAAGACGCGGAGGAAUUCCUUAAUUUGUUUUUGGAUGAAAUGCAUGAGGAGUUUGUUCGCACUGGUAAUUUGGAGAAAGCCUCGUCUCCUAACGCUGACGCCGUCGACAAGGACAAGGAGGACAAGGAGGAAGAGGGGUGGUUGGAGGUUGGUAAGAAACAGAAACCUGUUAUAACACGUUCUGCCACUGUUUCGCAUUCUCCUAUCACCGAAAUAUUUGGAGGACAACUUCGUUCUGUGCUCAAGGUUCCCAACGCUAGAGACUCCGUACUGCUUGAACCGUAUCAACCGUUACCGCUCGAUAUACAGCCGGAUCACAUUCAUUCUGUUUUGGACGCCAUGGACCAUCUAACAACGCCAGAGACGCUUAAGGGAUGGCGCUCGCCAAAGGGACACACGGUCACUGCUACGAAGCAAGUCUUUAUUGAAAAGCUACCUGCUGUACUCAUCCUCCAUCUGAAGCGAUUUUUGUACGAUGACCAGGCAGGCGGCACGCUCAAAAACACCAAAUUGAUAUCCUAUCCGCUUAGACUAGAGAUUCCUACCCGAGUCAUCAGCCCAGGAAAACGACCUCUGGGACCGGCCAGAUACCAGCUUACUGCUGUCGUAUACCAUCAUGGUUUAUCGGCACAGGGCGGGCACUACACUGUCGAUGUUCACCAACACGAUGGUAGUUCCUGGAUCCGUAUUGACGAUACAACAAUCCGUACUAUCUCAGAAAGUGAUGUUGAGGUAACCGAGAACGAAGCAACUGUUAAUAGCUCAGCAUCUUCAGAUCGGUGUGCUUACUUGCUGUUUUACACGCGCUGUGAAUAAGCAAUUUUAUGCUGCUAUUGGGUUGUUUCACAACACUCCCCCAACAACGUCCUCUUAUAUAUCCCAUCAGCGAGCUGUGUUCUUUUUGCGUGUCCCAAACCACUCAUUUUGUGCCGUUUACAUUUCGUUCCAGUUCGUUUUCUUGUUUCUCUUUCGUGCUCGUGCGCAAAUACCCUUCACCCAUAAGCGCCUGUGCACCUGAACAAAAAACCCUUUUCUUCUUUUUGCUUUUCCGAUCAUCUUUUACCGGUUAAAAGUUUCUGUUUUCUCUGUCUUGCAUUCCUUCGUCGUGUCCUCCCGUCAGUGUUUAGUAUCGAAGUUCUUUCGUUCACGAACACGCCCUUUACGCUCUCUGUUACUCACUGACAAGCGCUCGCCUUCACUACUACUCCUACACAGUCCGACCUCCUCUUUCGUCCUCUUCGCCGCAUGCGUGUGCACGUUCGCAGUGUGCUUUUUAAUUUGAUUGCUACACAACAACAAUCUAAUUUAUAGAAAUGCUUUUGCGGCUAGUAAAGGGUAUAGGGAAGCCAAUUGAGUUAUGAGCAGGAUGUGAACUCCGUUGAAGAAAUAUAGCUAGGCGCCGGGUUUUAUUAUUUUUCUAAAAGUUGUAUUUUUUGUUUUAAUACGUAGAUUCUUAAGCUCAUAAUAUGUAUUUCAAAUGGUGAAUUAGGAAGUGUGUGAUUUCGCGG